Molecule: messenger RNA, 1176 nt
Organism: Dichomitus squalens LYAD-421 SS1
Lineage: Eukaryota; Fungi; Basidiomycota; Agaricomycetes; Polyporales; Polyporaceae
Product: HET-domain-containing protein
Exons: 2
Coding region: 1-1176 (391 amino acids)
Source: RefSeq, a predicted model, not a curated record
AUGCGCGUCCUGGACACAUGGUCGGGACUGUUCGUGGAGGUAGAUCAGGAGAGGAAACAGUUCGCCAUUCUGUCACACACCUGGAGGAAGAAGGAGCAGACCUUCGUGCCGGAUGAUCAUCUCAUCUGGCGUGACGCGAACCUCUCUCGGAAGAUCCGAGACGCCUGCAGAGUCGCACGCGAGGCUGGGUACAGGUACCUCUGGAUCGAUUCUUGCUGCAUCGACAAGACGAGCAGCUCCGAGUUGUCCGAAUCGAUCAACUCGAUGUGGCAGUGGUACGGCCGUGCGAAGGUGUGCUUCGCCCACCUUGCUGACGUCCCCUCUGGCGACGACCCUCGUGCGGCUGAAUCCACGUUCCGUAAGAGCCGAUGGUUCACGCGCGGGUGGACGCUCCAGGAGCUCAUCGCCCCUUCAACUGUGGUGUUCCUCUCCCAGGACUGGAAUGCCAUUGGAACGAAGCUCACGCUGAUUAGUCCCCUCGAGGAGAUCACAGGUAUCUUCGCAGAGGCGCUGCUUCACUCAAAGUCGCUCGACGACUUCAGCGUGGCUCAACGACUGUCAUGGGCAGCGCGGCGGGAGACCACAAGGAAGGAAGACCGAGCAUAUUCCCUGCUGGGAAUAUUCAAUAUCAACAUGCCUACACUCUAUGGGGAAGGAGAACGUGCGUUCCACCGACUACUAGAGGAGAUUGUGCGUCGGAUCCCCGACCAGAGCAUCUUCGCAUGGGGUGACAUCUACGCGGAUCUUGAGCGCGACCAGGAUCUUGGGGACUCGCUGAAGAAUGCCGGAAAGCUGACUUGCAUAUGGGGUAACGUUAUGGGGACAUCUCUUGAAUCUCUUUUUGACUCAAAACUCAGCGACUUCACCGAUUCUGGAACAAUCAAUGCCAUCUCUCACAACGAUGUGUUGAACCAGCUCAAGCUCUCCGAGAAACUCCCGGAUCAGGAGUACACCUUCACCCCGCACGGCAUACGUACGACAUUGCCAGUCCUACAACUCUCACGUUGUCUUCCCCAGCACAUACUAGAGCAGUCUUCCUCAUAUGGUCUAUUGUCCCGAUGGACCUUGCGCUUCUUGGCUGCGAACACAUCGAUUACCCUGGCGCUCUUCUCGGGCGGGCCUGCUACAUCGCGCCUUCCAAUGCUGAGGUGGAAUACUUGCACUAUGGAUGUGUGA